AUGAUGGGUGAAGGCAAGGGUUACGGUGAAGUUAACAAUAUAGACGACGGACUGUUGGUUUGGAAUUCGGACUCUGUACAGUCGACUGGCAUUCAAGCAUUGAUGACACUGCUCGCCUUUGUAACAGCAAUCCCUCCGCAUCAGCUGGAAAUUAAUCCCUCUGAGUGCUACACCAUGCAGGAGAUGAAGCCGUCUGUGAUUUUGUGUUGCAAAUGUGGAGCUGCUAUGCACUCCAACCCAAGCAACAUGUGCGAGGCCUGUCUAAUAGUGGAAUGUGACAUUGCAGCUGAUAUUCCCAAACAGCACACAGUCACGUUCUGUCCCAAGUGCUCAAGAUUUCUAAACCCGCCCGCCCAGUGGAUCUAUGCCGCCUGGGAAUCGCCCGAGCUGCUUUCCCUCUGCUUGAAGCGCGUUAAAGGCCUCGGCAGUGGUACAAGGCUGAAGGAGGCUUCUUUUGUUUUCACAGAGCCCCACUCUCGGCGGCUGAUUAUCCAGGUUGUCGUCCGAGGCGAGGUCUACGGGAGCACGCUGGUUGAACAAAAAGCCAUUCUGCACUUCACAAUGCACCCGGCCCAAUGUCCUGAAUGCACUCGGUAUGAAGCUAAGGACUACUGGAACGCCUGCGUUCAAAUUCGACAGCGGGUUGAUCACCAGCGUACCCUGCUCUACCUGGAGCAGAUUUUACUGCGCAAAAAUCUUCAGAAGCAUUAUAGCAAUGUAAAGCAAGUAAAGGGCGGACUGGACUUUUUCUUCGCCACGCGUUCCAAGGCGGCAGCCUUUGUGGAAUUCGUCUCCAAGAUCAUACCCUGCCGAUCGCAGACAUCACAACAACUCAAGUCGCACGAUGUGCACAACAACACCUUCAAUUACAAAUUCACUUUUUGCCUGGAGGUGGUGCCUGUGUGCAAGGAGGAUAUAGUUUGCCUGCCGAAGGCUUUUGCUCAUCGUCUCGGCUUUACAAAUCAACUAAUGAUCGUGACCAAAGUCACCAAGAACAUCCGCCUCUUAGACCCAAUCACCUGCCAGAGUAAGAAGCGUUUGCACAUCUUUGCCUUGGUCUGUUUUACAUUUACUUUGGAUGUUAGGAAGCCCUUUCUGUGUGAUAUUAUUUGA
Molecule: messenger RNA, 1113 nt
Organism: Dibothriocephalus latus
Lineage: Eukaryota; Metazoa; Platyhelminthes; Cestoda; Diphyllobothriidea; Diphyllobothriidae
Source: the annotation of a GenBank genome assembly